GUUGUGUUUGUUCCCAUAAUGAUCACAACAUUAAAAGUUACAGUAUGUUCCAUAAAUUUGUUUUCCCAUACAUUUCCCACUUUCAAUUUUUUGCAACCGGCUCCCGCAUCAUACUUUGUAAACCUGACUUCACUCCCGAGACUACCGACUGCGGUUGCAAAAGAACCGAAAGCGUGUAAAGAGGAAUUUUUCUGUGACAGCAGCAGACGCCCGAAGUGUAUAGGGUUAAUCAUCGCAUUUUAUCGCUUUGUUUACACACAUACAAUUGUGUGUACGGUUAUAUUGGAGAGGACGUGGAAAAAAAGUGCACUCGUAGAAACACGAUUGCGAUUUCUUCGUUUCGCGCGAAGACGACCGAUCGGCGAGAAUCGCGCGCGCGUUCCGUCUCUCACCGUCACCACCUACAUGUGCACCAGAUAGAUGUCCGAGCGUACGCUGAAGGCUGUCGCUCUUCCUUUUGGUACUAUCUUUACUCACUUGCCGCUUGUCUCUGCUGGAAAUAAAUACAUUCGUAAAAAAUGUAGGCCGUGACGUCACCUUCGUGAAGUUUAUAAAUAUAUGCAAGCGCACACAAAACUUUCAAUUUAGUUUCGUCUUUCAAACGGUGCAGAUCAGCGUGACCCUCGCUCCUGUCGAUUGAUUUUUUGUGUGGGGUGAAAACAGAGAGAUUUAUAUUUCCCGUUGGUAUCGGUGUGCUCUCGUGUGAUUGGGAAGUGAGAGGAAAGUAAUAAUUGCUAAUGAGCAUACAUACAAACAAACAAGCGUGAGAAGAAGGGACGAAACGCAGUGUAGUACAAAUCGUACGCCAAGUGUGUGGAACAACGCGGCAAGAGGAAAAUACAGAACUGAAUCAAAAGUAUACGUGGACGCUGGUGUUGAAGUGAUUCAGAAAAUACGUGCCUGAGCACCAACUAGAUAUACCCGUGUGACAUUGGCGGUUUAGUUUUUGUGUGCGUAGUAAGAAAUAAUUGAUAAAAUAUUAUAUGCGGGCAAACAGCGAGAUACGCGAAACCAGCGACUGUGGUGAGUCAUCGAGUAUUUUUGAACACGGAAGCAGUACGGCAUUCAGCGGCGCUACAGCUUUUAGUUCAGUCGUUGAUCCAUUGAGGGCGAGCAAGAUUGAUACCAUGGCAGAGGCGCAACGCUUGAUUGGUAUUUCCCUGGCCAAGAUAGCCCAGUCUAGGGUCUGUCGCGGAGGGGUGUCCUUGCACAAAAACUUGCUAGUGGCAACCGUUCUGCAAAAAGCACGCUACAUUUUUAUGGAGGAAGCUUAUCAUAUUGUGCAUGGUCAUUACCUUCAACAGAACAAGUGUAUGGAGCUGGAGAUGGAGAAGCAGCGGAAUGCGGCUGCGGCAGCGGCUGCAGCUGCAGCAGCGGCUUCGGUGAAUAAUGUUGGCGAAGACGAUAGUUGCAGUGAAAGUGAGGAUAGCGAUGAAUCGGAAUCGUAUGCAUCAAGUGAAAAUAACGACGAAAGCGAUAACGACGACAAGGAAAACAGUCCACCUUCGCUAACCACCGAUGAAGAAUCAUCGCAGGUGCUGUACUUUGAUAUGGACGUGAAAAAAGUGGAAAAUAGUAACAAACGAAGACGCGACGUUGCUGAAUGGGAAACAGAUGAAGCGGUUCAAUCCAUCCUACCGAAACGCAUCAAAUCCGAGUCGGAUAGUCAAACUGUGGAUGCUGCUUCCGAGGGAACUACCAACGAGCUCGUACCAAGUAGUGACGCAUUUGCUCUGUCGGAAUCCGCAAACAAUCAAGUCGUGGCAGAGGAUUUAUCCCGUCAACAAAGUGAAUCCACAUUACAGCAUACACCAUCUGUGGAGAGUAUUGACCGAAUAACUUCAUUGGUUUCGAUAUUCAGCUUUGGAAACCUAACACGUUCGGUAUCGACACCAGACUUCUGUGCAGCGCAAGCAAAAGAUUCCGAGAGCUCACUCGCUCAGUUACAGCAUUCGCAGCGAGGUUAUCUAACUAUGACUGUAUAACUACUGUUGCUACAACGAGCAUUAAAUUACGACGCCAAGUAUUAGCAAUUACAAACUCAUACUCCUGUGAUCCGCGCACAUUGUGAUAUGUUGAGCAGUGGCCCUGGCAGGUGCUGCAGUUAACCGUACAAUCCAGGACAGCGUGCUGCGAGGAAGGUGCUGAACUAGGUGGCUCGUGAUCUCACGUGGCAGGUGCGAAUUGCAUACGCCGUACUUUUGUGUUUCGCGCCGAACUGGUGCUAACCAGGUUAUCGAUGAAUCAGUAACAUCACGGUCAUCUUGUUUGUGUUUCCUGCUACAAACAAGUCGUCGUUAGAAUCAUCGUUUCGAUAUUUAUGACGUUGAGGCCAAGCGAUUAUCAGGACUGGCGGCCCUGGACUUUGUGUUUGUGCUUGCGGUGGUGACUAAUGAGGAUUGACUUGCGUACAGAGGAAUGUUUUAGGCUUUGAAAAAAUGUCAUCUGAGUCGUCAAAGCAUCAUAUCUCUUUGUUCCAUACCCAAGAGAAUGUCGUACAACUCGCGGCAGAUUAAACGAUAGUUUAAAAAUGUUACUAGGUGACAGAUUUCAAUGCAAAGAAAUACAAUCUCGUGCAAGAGAUCUCUCGUUUGACGUGCUAGACUAAAAAUGAAUAAUUGCGCCGCCACUAAUUUAGUGUUUUCUCCGUCCCCAUACUCCACACGUUAUGAGGACGGUCGAGGGAGAGGGAUUGAGAUAGCAUGAUGCGGAACGUGGAAAAGGCAAUGAUGUGGGCAGCACUGAAUUUUGUUUUAUGUGUUGGAAACGGGACCUAACUGUCGGUUAGCAAGCGAAAGAAGAUAUUAAAUGAACUGGUGAAAACAGUGUAGCUAAUUUCUAAGCAACAAAGAUUUUUUUGAAUUUCCUAUCGUUUAUAAGAAUUAUACUAAUACAAUCAAGUAACGCGAGUGAAAACGAGUUAGUCCAAGCUACAUGCACGCAUGAUACUAGCUUCAAUACAGAAUCAAUUAAAACGACAUCAGCAUAAAAUCGUGACGGUCAUCUCACAGAAAACCCACACUGAAACAAGUUAAUAUGGAAAAUAACUGUAUAGAAACAGGCACAAUCUAUAACAUACACUUUCCUGAAUCACCUCCGAAGUGGCUACUCUUUGGUUCUUUGUAGUCCAAAGGUGAUUGAUAGAGCGGAGAAGAAAAAGAAAGGCACAAAAGGGAAAGAGUGCAAACAAGAAACAUAAUCAUAACUGUUUUAUCUGUACGUCAGCUUCCGUUGAUCGCACGAUAGUAAACCAUAAGCAUCUACGAAGAAAACAAUAUUUACUGAGAGUUUUAUAGCCGAGAGUUUGUCCACUGGCACAAAUGCCCCGCUGGUGAUCUUGUCUUGUGUUUCUUUCUCUCUUUCAACUUUGCGGAGUACGAUGAACCCGCUUAAGUAACGCCAAAGCUAUUCGAUUUUUCGGUGCCUGCCUAACGAUUCAAACGGCGCGACAUCUGCACCGUUCGGAAUCUUCAAUGGAUAGGCAGUUUGUCCCGCUUUCGUCACUAUUGUUAGGUACAUUCGAAGUACGAAAGUGAAAGUUGAUGCCUAGCCGUCCGCCUUCGAUUUAGUCGUGCAAAUCUCAAACACAUGUUAGUAACUGUAGCAAAAGUACAGCAUUAAUGUGUACCAUUCACGAGUAGCCCCACUCCAGAUGUUCGAUGUAUAUCUGCGGUGUGCAAUAUUCCUCACGUAACGCUCUCUGACACGGACUCGGCAGCAGUAAAAAAACAUUUCGAAGGCUUUCGGGGGAGACACAAACGUGCUAGUAGACGAAGCAAUCAUUGACCGAUUAUGUAAACAUCACUGCUAUGAACCUUAUGCACAGUACCAUUUUCAGUUGAGCGGAAAACAAAUGGCGAAUAAAUUGAAAAUAUUUCGAUUUUAACUUACUAGCAUAAAUAGCAGCUAAUGGUAGAGUUUCUAGGUAAGCAGAUAGUAUCUGAACCAGUAACAAGAAGGUUAAUCGUAUGAAGAUCAACUUUGAACUUUGUCCUCGUCAAGUAAAUAAUUAUAGAUCAAAAGUUUUAUUGAAAAUAAUAAAACGGUACGUUAGCAUUAGCUGUAUGUAGCAAUAAGCGUUAAAAAUAUUAAAUUAUAAGCUCUGUUUUAGGAGCGGUAUAAUACAAAAUAUUUCCAACUAUGAUCCAACGUUAACUUAUUCGAUAAACAAAAUUGUAUGAUAGUGUAAUAAAGCGAGUUUUAAUAUAUACAUAUAUCAAUUUU
Molecule: messenger RNA, 4224 nt
Organism: Topomyia yanbarensis
Lineage: Eukaryota; Metazoa; Arthropoda; Insecta; Diptera; Culicidae
Exons: 1
Coding region: 984-1985 (333 amino acids)
Source: RefSeq, a predicted model, not a curated record